This is a messenger RNA of Coregonus sp. 'balchen', 4147 nucleotides long. The record is from the annotation of a GenBank genome assembly. Lineage: Eukaryota; Metazoa; Chordata; Actinopteri; Salmoniformes; Salmonidae.
AUGUCAGUUGAGAUCAUGUGUUUGCUGUUAUUUAAUGUUCAAUGAUGUCAGAGAUUUGGGUGCUACAGACAGUAGAACUUUCAGAGCCUUGCUCACUCUCCCUCUUUCCCACCCCUCUCUUCAUCCUUAUCUCACUCUCCCUCUUUCCCACCCCUCUCACUUCAUCCCUCCCUCCAUCUCUCUCUUUCACAGCCAUCCUGACCUCCUGUGACUUUAACCAGGAAAGUGCGCCGUUCUGUCAAUUCCAGCAGGACAGCAUGGAUAACAGUGAUUGGACAAGACAUAAAGGUGCCACCCCUACACCUGGAACAGGACCCCCCUGGGGACUACCCUGAUGGAAGUGAGUAGUGUUUCACCUUAAAACGCCCACCUGAAACAUUAGACCAUUCAAUGAUUGGUUCCCUCUUCUAUCCAUGUAAUGGAAAGACAAUGAGCUCCUUUGAGAUUAUCUACCUACCUGUGGUCAUAUCUCAUAUUGCCCGUCCAAGAUCAAAUAGAAUGCCACGGUCCACGAGUCAUGCUACGAGUCAUGGUAGCCUGGAUGCCAGUCAGUUUCUGUUGUCUUUGUUGUCACUAUCGAGACAAGUGUGUCCUGAGAAGACACAAGAGGCUUUGUCCAAAAUGGCACCGCUUGGCUCUGGUCAGAAAUAGUAGACUAUAUAGGGAAUAAGGUGCCUUUUCAGACACAGCCACAGUGUGGUUCAAUGCUUCUCCAUCAUCUCCAAACCCCUCUCUCUUUCUCUCUUUUCCCUCUCUCUCUCCUUUUCUAUUUCAGAUGGUUUCUACAUCUACCAUGAGUGUGACAACGUGGCCAAUGGGCAGAAGGCUCGUCUCCUCAGCCCAGCUCUCUCCUCCACCUCAACCCAGAUCUGUGUCCAGUUCCACUACUACAUGUACGGUUCAGACAACCAGAACCACCUGCGCGUGCUGGCCAAGCGGCCCAGCUCAGAGGAUAAAGUCUGGGAGAAGACAGGGAUCCAGAGCCCCUCCUGGCUUGGAGCUUCCAUUACUGUGGCCAAACCAGCAGGACAGAGCCUAAACGUGAGUGUGUGUGUGUGUGUGUGUCUGUGUGGGUGUGGGUGUCGCUGGUUCAGAUCUGGGUUCAGACCUGGGUUCAAAUACUAUUAUAAAAUCAUUUUAAAUACUUUAUCUGGGAUUGAUUGAUCUCGCCUGGCUUUAUGGACCAAGAGCAUAGUUCAAAAACUGCAACAGUAUAUAUAUAUUUUUUAUAAGGUUUAGGGAAAGUGGUUGCCUAGACACUAAUGUUUAUGUGUCAAGUUUUAACAAGUUUCACCUAAAGUUCAGAUUAGUCAGGUCACAAGUGUCCAUGUUUGUAUUCUUCAUAUUAGCUGUACAUUAUCAUAUUAACUCUGUUUACAGAUCGUGUUUGAGGCACAGCGAGGGUUCAGCGAUUCAUGUGACUCAGCCCUGGAUAAUAUUGUCAUCAGUGAGGGAGCUUGUCCUGGUACAUACCUCUUUACUCUGUCUCCCUUCUUUCUCUCUUUCUCCCUUUACCUUUAUACCUCUCUCUCUCUGUUUGUCUAUACUUCUGUUUUGAUCAAUCCCAUGUAUUUCCACAGCCUGUCUUACUGGUUGCGACUUCGACACCUUUGAUGAGCUGUGUAGCUGGGAUGCCAAAUCACCUACAAAUCCUAAACUCUUCGGCUGGGAGCAAUUCAAUGGAGGGACUGAGACCCCUGGGACUGGUCCUGAUGAUGAUUUCUCCAAACCAGGCUGUGAGUAUCAGUAUUAUAUCAUUUUCACACUACUGAGCCGAGCAGAACAUAGACAUGCUGUAGGCUACUGGACUGGCCUGGUUACACAUCCACCAUAGUUGCUGGAAUGGUACUGGAAAAGACCCUAUGAAAAGAAAAUAUAUGAGCCAGCCCAGUACAGUUUGGGUCGAUAUGACAGUGAAAAUGCUCAAAUCAUGUUAGCACUAUUAGCUUUCUGUGUCUAAUUCUGUCCUUCUAUUCCCAUAGUCGGCAGCUAUCUGCUGAUGGACUCAUUAUAUGCUGUCCCUGGAGAGAAAGUAGAGCUGUGGAGUCCCUUCACCUCCACCGGCUCCUCUGGCUGUCUGAACCUCACCUUCCAUUACUACAUGUGGGGAACUGCCACCACAAUGAAGCUCCAAGUGCACGCUGUGACCUCAGGUAAGACCCAACAAGCCUACUGAAGGCAAGAUAAUAGAGGGCUUGCAGUCGCGUCACAAAUCACCUAGCAACCGCACCAGGCGCCAUGUUGGAAGACUGAAGUCGGGUGGCAGGUAGCCUAACGGUUAAGAGCGUUGGGCCAGUAACCCAAAUGUCGCUGGUUCGAAUCCCCGAGCUAGAAUAAGGUUCAAAACAAAGAGAGUCGCACACUCCAUAUGUAUAACCUCCCAGUAAUUUAUUGGGUAUAUCCUUGUUUACCAUGGAUUAUAUGUGUACCUAUGUUAGCACAUUAAAAGUCACACACAAUGUAUAAACCUAUUACAGCUGGAGCAGGCCAACCCUGCUGGGUGUGCAUGCUUCUGUUCCAGCCCAGCACUAACACACCUGAUUCAAUGUAUCAAACCUAAUUAGUUAAUAAUCAAGUGUGCUAUUGCUGGGCUGGAACAGAAGUCUGCUACCCCCGUAGAUCAGGGAUCAUUGGAGUGAGGUUGGCAACCUCAGGUAUGAACUUUUUUUUGUUCACCUGAAAUUAUGCUUUAGUAAUAAUAGCCUACUUGUUACUAAAAUGUCUAACCUUUACAGAUGAGUUAGCUUACUUGUACACUUUGAAAUAAUUUGAAAUAGUGUUGAUUCUUUGAAGUUAAGUUUAAACUUGUUUUCAUUGUUAACUUAACUAUUAUUCAAGAUGAACUAGUGUCGAUGUUGAUUAAUCACAGAUCACAAUCCUGCAAUAAAGAGGGGAAGGGAAUCUGUCUCUAAUUUGUCUGUUUGUGUUGUAUUCUCAAAUGAACAUGACCUUUUUGUUCAGUCAUAAGCUCUCCAAUUAGGUUUAUUUGAUUGUCACUAUUUUUUCAGGAUAUCAGCCAUGCGAACCCAUUUUGCAGCUGAAAAUGGCAUGCAAUGCCAAUGCAGACAUAGGCCUACAGCAGCGGCUCCCAAACUCCAGUGCAUAAGUACCCCCAUCAGCACACAUUUAUGUUGUAGCCAUGGACAAACAGAGCUGAUUCAACUCAGAGGACCUGGUGAUUAGUUGACAAGUUGAAUCAGGUGUGUUUGUCUGGGGCUACAAUAAACUGUACUGUUUGGGGUACUCAAGGACCGGAGUUGGGAACCACUGGCCUACAGUAUGAUGGCAUUAGCCUUAUGGGCAUUUGCAAUGCACCCCCCUUGACAUUGUGCAUCUGAAGCAGAGAAUAGCUUAACUCACACAUUGUUUACAUAUUGUUCAGCUAUAUGUUCUCAACCUAAAAACGAUUCGUUUUAGUUUUAGGCACUGUUAUCAUGCCGUUUGGGGUAGCCACUCAGCUGUUGUUGUCAGAAGAAUUAAUGCGGUGGUCUUCCAACAUGGCCGCCAAGAGGCGUCGUACGUCAACUGCAAGCCCUCUAUAGUCUAGUGUCUAGACAAUGCUAAGAUAGAGUAUCACUACCACAGGAGGUUGGUGGCACCUUAAUUGGGGAGGACAGGCUCGUGGUAAUGGCUGGAGCGGAUUAGUGGAAUAGUGUCAAAUACAUCAAACACAUGGUUUCCAUGUGUUUGAUGCCAUUCCAUUGGCUCCGUUCCAGCCAUUAUUAUGAGCCGUCCUCCCCUCAGCAGCCUCCACUGAUCACCACUGCAUUUUUAAUUAUCUUCCUCUCGCUCUACCUUUCUCCAUAAACUCUGACCCCCUCUUCACAUCACCUCUCACGCCCAGGAGGAAACCUUGGAGCCCCCAUCUUCUCCUUGACAGGGAACCAGGGCCAGAGCUGGAAGCCUGCAGAGAUACGCUACCUCGGCUCAGCUAACAUGCAGGUAAACCAAGUAGGGCUUUAUUCUUUAUUUGGAUCACCAUAAAAUGGCGCCUUGGAGACCGCUAGUCUUCCUGGGAUCCCAAAUUAACAUUAGAACAGGGGGGAGAGACCAAAAAGGCUUUGCUUUUAAAGGCUCUUUGAUAUCAACCUUGAAUCUGAUUUUCAACCCUUCCUCCUAGAAGCACAAAUGUGAUUGUAUAUUGUGA